AUCCAGCAUUUUUUUUAGACGAUUCGCUUUCCUACUUCAUUCUCUCCGGUAUUUGAUUGCGUUCGGUACCACAAUCGGACAUCGGUCCCAUGGCGCACAUCUACGAGGUCGGCACAAGGGCAUGGCAGCCCGACCCGACGGAGGGCUGGGUGGCCUCCGAGGUCAAGGAGAAGCUGGUGGAUGGAGAAAAAGUGCAGCUGGUGUUUGAGCUGGAGAAUGGCGAGACAAAAACCGUGGAGACCUCGCAGGCUGAGCUGCAGGUCGACAACAACUCAAACCUUCCGCCGUUGAUGAACCCUGCGAUGUUAGAAGCGAGCGAGGACUUGACCAAUCUGUCCCACUUGAAUGAGCCUGCUGUCCUGCAGGCUAUAAAGCUCCGCUAUGCCCAGAAAGAAAUAUAUACCUACAGUGGAAUCGUUCUGAUUGCGACCAACCCUUUCGCCAGGGUGGACUCCCUCUAUGUGCCACAGAUGGUGCAGGUCUAUGCUGGAAAACAGCGUGCCUCGCAGGCACCGCAUCUGUUCGCCAUCGCGGAGGAAGCUUUUGCUGACAUGCUUCGCGAUGGAAAGAACCAGACAAUCGUUGUCUCCGGUGAAUCGGGUGCUGGUAAGACCGUGAGCGCUAAAUACAUCAUGCGGUACUUUGCGACUCGCGAGUCCUCGGACCAGCCUGGAAAAUACACGACGAGCCGAGCGGAUGCCAUCAGUGAGACCGAAGAGCAGAUCCUCGCCACGAACCCGGUCAUGGAAGCAUUUGGUAACGCCAAAACAACCCGAAAUGACAACUCGUCCCGAUUUGGCAAAUACAUCGAGAUCAUGUUCGACGAAAGGACUAACAUCAUCGGAGCGAAGAUCCGGACCUACCUGCUUGAACGCUCGAGACUUGUGUUCCAACCCCUCAAGGAGCGCAACUACCACAUUUUCUACCAACUGGUGGCCGGUGCUACCGAUGACGAGAAGCAGGAGCUGGGUUUGUUGCCGGUUGAGGACUUCGAGUAUCUCAACCAGGGCGGUAUCCCGAUUAUUGACGGUGUUGACGACAAGGCUGAAUUUGACGCGACCAGGAAAUCUCUGGCCACUAUCGGGGUGUCGCAGCAGGACCAGACUGAGAUUUUCCGUAUCCUUGCGGCUUUGCUGCACCUCGGUAACAUGAAGAUUACUGCUACUCGCACAGACUCUUCCCUUUCGCCGUCGGAGCCCUCGCUUGUGCGUGCUUGUGAGAUGCUCGGAAUCGAUGUCACCGAAUUUGCCAAGUGGAUUAUCAAGAAGCAACUCAUCACUCGAGGCGAGAAGAUUACCUCUAAUCUCACCCAGCAACAAGCCCUUGUGGUCCGAGAUUCGGUUGCCAAGUUCAUCUACUCGAGUCUCUUUGACUGGCUGGUGGACAAGAUCAACCGUGGCCUGGCCACUGACGAGGUUCUCGGGCGAGUUGUAACCUUCAUUGGUGUGCUGGAUAUCUACGGUUUCGAGCACUUUGCCAAGAACUCCUUCGAGCAGUUCUGCAUCAACUACGCGAACGAAAAGCUGCAGCAGGAAUUCAAUCAACAUGUCUUCAAGCUCGAGCAGGAAGAAUACGUCCGCGAAGAGAUUGACUGGACUUUCAUUGAUUUCUCGGACAACCAGCCUUGUAUUGACCUGAUCGAGGCAAAGCUUGGAAUCUUGGCGCUGCUGGAUGAAGAGUCCCGCCUCCCCAUGGGCUCUGAUGAGCAGUUCGUCACCAAGCUUCACCACCAUUUUGCUGCCGAUAAGCAAAAGUUCUACAAGAAGCCUCGCUUUGGCAAAUCUGCAUUUACCGUUUGUCAUUAUGCCGUUGAUGUCACUUACGAGUCUGACGGCUUCAUUGAAAAGAACCGUGAUACUGUUCCUGACGAGCACCUUGGGGGUCCUGCGGAACUCGAGAUUCUCGACACUGCCGCUGCAGUUCGUGACAAGGACUCCGCAGCUGUUUCGUCCAAACCGGUUGCAGCGGCUCCUGGCCGCCGCAUUGGUGUUGCUGUCAACCGCAAACCCACACUUGGAGGAAUCUUCAAAUCCUCGUUGAUCGAGUUGAUGGCCACAAUCAAUUCCACCGAGGUGCAUUACAUCCGCUGCAUUAAGCCCAAUGAAGCCAAGGAAGCUUGGAAAUUCGAGGGGCCAAUGGUUCUCAGUCAGUUGAGAGCUUGCGGUGUCCUGGAAACUGUCAGAAUCAGUACGGCAGGGUAUCCUACUCGUUGGACUUACGAGGAGUUUGCCAUCCGCUACUACAUGCUUUGCCAUUCCUCGCAGUGGACAUCUGAGAUCCGAAAUAUGUGUCAUGCCAUCCUUCGCAAGGCACUGGGCGAUGCCAGCCAGGAAAGGCAGGACAAGUACCAGCUGGGUCUGACCAAGAUCUUUUUCCGGGCGGGCAUGCUUGCCUUCCUGGAGAAUCUGCGUACAUCACGACUGAACGAGUGUGCAAUUAUGAUCCAAAAGAACUUGCGAUGCAAAUACUACCGCCGCCGCUAUCUUGAGGCUCGCGAAUCCAUUCUCACCACCCAAGCUUUCAUUCGUGGAUUCCUGGCAAGGCAGCAUGCCCAAGAAAUCCGUCGGACAAAGGCUGCAACCACGAUCCAGAGGGUCUGGCGCGGCUCGAAGGACAGGAAACGGUACAAUGAGAUCCGACAAAACUUUAUCCUGUUCCAAUCCGUUACGAAGGGUUUCCUGUGCCGGCGGAACAUUAUGGACUCGAUCAAUGGCAAUGCAGCCAAGGUUAUCCAACGAGCUUUCCGCUCAUGGCGUCAAUUGCGUUCUUGGCGACAGUACCGCCACAAGGUGGUCAUUGUUCAGAACCUGUGGCGACGGAAGCAGGCCAGAAAGAUCUAUAAGAGCCUGCGUGAGGAAGCUCGAGAUCUCAAGCAGAUAUCCUACAAGCUGGAGAACAAGGUGGUGGAGCUUACACAGUACUUGGAGUCACUGAAGCGCGAAAACAAGUCCUUGGUCUCUCAGCUCGAGAACUACGAAACUCAGCUGAAGUCGUGGCGGAGCAGACACAACACCCUGGAAGCCCGUGCCAAGGAACUCCAGGCCGAGGCCAACCAGGCAGGUAUCACGGCAGCCCGUCUGGAGGCUGUCGAGGAAGAGAUGAGCAAGCUUCAGCAGAACCAUGCUGAAGCUCAGGCCACUAUCAAACGUCUCCAGGAAGAGGAAAGAGUCUCCCGCGAGGCACUCCGUGCUACCAACGAGGAGCUAGACCGCCUGAAGCUGCUUGACGGCGACCAUGAGAAGGAGAAUUCUGCUCUUCGUCAACGUGUUUCGGAAUUGGAGGAACAGUUGGAGGUCGCCAAGCGAUCGGUUCCAGUCAAUGGUCUCAAUGGCGAAAUGCCCAAUGGCGGCACGGCCCCGGCUCCUGCAAGCAGUUUGAUCAACCUGGUGUCUUCCAAGAAGCCCAAGCCCAAGCGACGCAGCGCCGGUGCGGAAAAGAUCGAUAUCGACCGCUUCAGUGGAGCUUACAACCCGCGCCCGGUAUCGAUGGCAAUCCCUGGACCUGGUGCCGCUCGUUCAGGCGCAGCGAUCUCCCCUGGUCUGGAUUCAGUCGAAGCAGAGCUCGAGAACUUAUUGUCUGAAGAGGAAGCCUUGAACGAGGAAGUCGCCAUGGGUCUAAUUCGCAACCUCAAGAUUCCUCUCCCCAGCUCAACCCCACCCCCGACUGAAAAGGAAGUCUUGUUCCCUGCGUACCUGAUCAACCUGGUCACAUCCGAGAUGUGGAACAACGGUUUCGUGAAGGAAUCCGAGCGUUUCCUGGCCAACGUCAUGCAGUCGAUUCAGCAGGAAGUCAUGCAGCAUGACGGUGAUGAUGCGGUCAACCCUGGCGCUUUCUGGCUGUCGAACGUGCACGAAAUGUUGUCAUUCGUUUUCCUGGCUGAGGAUUGGUACGAGGCUCAGAAGACCGAUAACUAUGAGUACGAUCGUCUUUUGGAAAUUGUGAAACAUGACUUAGAGUCUUUGGAGUUCAACAUCUACCACACCUGGAUGAAGGUGUUGAAGAAGAAGCUGUACAAGAUGAUUGUACCAGCCAUCAUCGAGUCGCAAUCACUCCCUGGUUUCGUCACCAGCGAGACGAAUCGCUUCCUCGGCAAGCUGUUGCCCUCGAACAACAACCCCGCCUACAGCAUGGACAACCUUCUGAGCCUUCUCAAUGGUGUCUAUCGGGCGAUGAAGGCAUUCUACCUUGAGGACACCAUCAUCACGCAGACUGUUACCGAGCUUCUACGGCUGGUGGGCGUUACGGCGUUUAACGACCUUCUUAUGCGACGAAACUUCCUGUCCUGGAAGCGCGGUCUCCAGAUCAACUACAACAUUACCCGGAUCGAGGAGUGGUGCAAGAGUCACGAUAUGCCAGAGGGGACGCUGCAGCUGGAACACUUGAUGCAAGCGACCAAGCUUCUUCAGCUUAAGAAGGCUACCUUGAAUGACAUUGAGAUCAUUCAGGAUAUCUGCUGGAUGCUCUCCCCGAACCAAAUUCAGAAGCUCCUCAACCAGUACCUCGUUGCGGACUACGAGCAGCCCAUCAAUGGCGAGAUCAUGAAGGCCGUCGCCUCUCGAGUCACGGAGAAGAGCGAUGUUCUCCUGCUGACUCCGGUGGAUAUGGAGGACAGCGGCCCCUAUGAGAUCGCCGAGCCCAGGGUCAUCACGGCCCUGGAAACGUACACCCCGUCCUGGCUUCAAACACCGCGCCUGAAGCGACUAGCUGAGAUUGUGUCGGCGCAGGCGAUGGCGCAACAGGAGAAGCUUGAGAUGGAAAACGGGGUGCUCGAGGAGUAGUUCUGUAUAUUAGACGUUAGAUUUUUCUGAGAGCUACGGAUUACGACCGGUGACAUCUCACCACGACCAUAUGCCUGGGUGGUCUCGGGUUUGCAAUACAGUG
Penicillium cinerascens is the source of this 4881-nucleotide messenger RNA. RefSeq names its product type V myosin. Gene Ontology annotation, biological process: actin filament organization; vesicle transport along actin filament. The record is from RefSeq and is a predicted model, not a curated record. Gene Ontology annotation, molecular function: ATP binding; microfilament motor activity; actin filament binding. Gene Ontology annotation, cellular component: myosin complex; actin cytoskeleton; cytoplasm. Lineage: Eukaryota; Fungi; Ascomycota; Eurotiomycetes; Eurotiales; Aspergillaceae. The transcript is spliced from 8 exons. Bases 90 to 4778 code for a protein of 1562 amino acids.